AUGUCUUUUUUCCAAACUAUCAAGACCCCAGUGGUCACAUAUCAACAACCCGUCGGACUGUUUAUCAACGGCGAAUUUAUCAAGGGCAUCGAUGGCAAAACCUUUGAAACAAUCAAUCCUCAUGAUGAGAAGCCUAUUGUCGCCGUCCAUGAAGCAACGGAGAAAGAUGUUGAUAUCGCUGUCCAAGCCGCCCGUAAGGCACUUGAUGGUGAUUGGAAGCAGACGACUCCAUCUGAGCGUGGCCGUCUUCUCACUCGUCUUGCUGAUUUGCUCGAGCGUGAUAUUGAGACGGUCGCUGCUAUUGAAUCUCUUGACAAUGGAAAGGGUGUGACAAUGGCCAAAGGCGAUGUCACUGCUUCAGCAGGAUGUAUCAGGUAUUAUGGAGGAUGGGCAGAUAAGAUAGUUGGACAGACAAUCGACACCGAUCCAAAUAGUCUUACUUAUACCCGUCAUGAGCCUAUUGGUGUCUGUGGACAGAUUAUUCCUUGGAACUUUCCACUUAUGAUGUUCGCAUGGAAGAUUGGCCCUGCCCUUGCUACGGGAAAUACGAUUGUCCUGAAAACAGCGGAGCAGACCCCUCUCUCGGCACUAUACGUUGCUGGUCUUAUUAAAGAGGCUGGAUUUCCUCCCGGUGUGGUCAAUGUUCUCUCAGGCUUCGGCAAGACUGCAGGCGCAGCAAUUGCUGCUCAUAUGGAUAUCGACAAAGUCGCAUUUACUGGAUCGACCCCGAUUGGUCGACAAAUUAUGCAAGUGGCUGCUAAAAGUAACCUGAAGAAGGUGACUUUAGAGCUUGGCGGAAAAUCGCCAAAUAUCAUUCUCCCGGAUGCAAACCUCGAAGAAGCGGUUGGGUGGGUCAACCUGGGUAUUUUUUUCAAUCAUGGACAGUGCUGCUGUGCCGGCUCUCGAAUUCUUGUUCAUGAGGCCAUUUAUGAUGAAUUUAUUGAGCUUUUUAAGAAGCGCGCGGAGCAGAACAAGGUUGGAGAUCCAUUCAGAACCGAUACCUUCCAGGGGCCCCAGGUGUCUCAGUUGCAAUACGACAGAAUUAUGGGAUAUAUUGAGGAAGGAAAGCGCGCAGGGGCGAAGGUUAUCACAGGUGGCGAUAGACAUGGAAGCAAAGGAUAUUACAUCCAACCUACAAUUUUUGCUGAUGUCAGUGAUGAGAUGAGCAUUGUCAAGGAAGAAAUCUUUGGACCCGUAUGCACGGUGCAAAAGGUUCGCGAUGAAGAGGAAGCGAUUCGUGUGGCAAACAACACAAACUACGGCCUGGCUGCAGCUGUCCAUACCACAAAUAUCAACACAGCCAUCCGGGUGUCAAACGCAAUCAAGGCAGGCACGGUUUGGGUCAACAACUACAACACCCUCCAUUACCAGAUGCCCUUUGGAGGCUUCAAGGAGUCAGGGGUUGGCCGAGAACUGGGCUCAUAUGCUCUCGAGAACUACACGGAAGUCAAGACUGUUCGCGUACAUAUUUCCAAGUGUUGA
Messenger RNA from Penicillium angulare, 1482 nucleotides. Its product is annotated as aldehyde dehydrogenase family protein. Gene Ontology annotation, molecular function: aldehyde dehydrogenase (NAD+) activity. The record is from RefSeq and is a predicted model, not a curated record. Bases 1 to 1482 code for a protein of 493 amino acids. The transcript has 4 exons. NCBI's taxonomy places the organism in Eukaryota, Fungi, Ascomycota, Eurotiomycetes, Eurotiales, Aspergillaceae.